AUGCUCGGUAAUGGAGUCCAAGCGCUCAACGAAAUCCUUAUAGUGAUUGCUGGUCUUCAAAGCUUUGACCCGCGCUGCACAAAAAUGGCUUCGUCAAUCGCAUUGGAUCUUUCCACCGCUUCUGGCGUUGAAAGCUAUCUGGCCAACACCCAGUUUGCCGCGACACGCGUAGUCCCUCUGGCUGGUGGCGUUGGAAACUUCACAUUCCGACUCUUCUUGUCGACACCUCAUAACGGACAUAGGACCGUCAUUUUGAAGCACGCAAAGCCAUACGUUGCACUCUCGCCAGACUUUCCAUUUUCCGUGGACCGUCAGAUCUACGAGUCGCGGGCACUGGAGGAAGUCAAGAAGAGCGGCGUUUGCAGUGACCUUGUGGACGUUCCAGCGGUUAUCCAUCAUGAUAAGACCGCAAAUUUCCUCAUCAUUGAGGAUUGUGGCGAGCAAGCGCUUACCCUCAAGCAACUGAUGCUCACCGCGACACCCACACUCGAGACUGCAACCCGGAUUGGCGCAGCACUGGGAGAGUUUCUCGGCAGGUUUCAUGCGUGGGGGCAAGAACAGAAGGAUUUGCUGGCAUUUUUCGAUCAAAAUGAGCAAGCGAAGAAUAUCACGGCCAUAAUCACAUACGGACGUCUCAUACCCAUGCUCACCACGCGGAAAGUGCCCGCAGUAGAACUGCUCUCGGAGCCCAUACCUCAGGAGGAUCUCGAUGCUAUCCAAGCUAUCGUAGACGAGCGCACCGCUCAAAUUCAUACUGCCAAAACCGCCCUCACCAUGGGCGACUUUUGGACAGGCAAUGUCCUGAUCAACAUGGAGCCUUCUUCCGGCGAAUUCCUCCAAGCCAACGUGAUUGACUGGGAACUCGCAAAACCCGGCAUCCGAGCCCUCGAUGUUGGUCAAUUCUGUGCAGAGAUGCACUGUGUCAGCAUUUUCCACCCAGAAAAGGCAAAUUCGGCAGAUGCGCUGAUCAAGGCGUUCCUCGCCGAGUAUCGUCUGCAUUGCGGCGAGAUGGAAGAUCACUUGGCGGGGACGGCCGCUAAACAUAUUGGAGCGCAUCUGGUCACAAUUGCCCCAACGGUCGGAUGGGGCCCACCAGACGAAUCAGUCAAAGCUGUACAGGAGGGAUUGACCUAUCUUUGGGAGGGCUGCUCCUCUAAAUGGUUGCGUGAACGAUCAAUGUUUGCGCCGCUCACAUAG
Molecule: messenger RNA, 1197 nt
Organism: Mycena indigotica
Lineage: Eukaryota; Fungi; Basidiomycota; Agaricomycetes; Agaricales; Mycenaceae
Product: APH domain-containing protein
Exons: 6
Coding region: 1-1197 (398 amino acids)
Source: RefSeq, a predicted model, not a curated record